Messenger RNA from Saimiri boliviensis boliviensis (Bolivian squirrel monkey), 1094 nucleotides. The record is from RefSeq and is a predicted model, not a curated record. Lineage: Eukaryota; Metazoa; Chordata; Mammalia; Primates; Cebidae.
UGGGAGGAGGGGGUACCUGGGAGGGGCAUCGGGAGUUGCCAGAAACAGCCUCCCCUAGCCCAGCACGGACCACAGACAGGGGAGCCUCCCGGACUUUGGCACUGCAGACGGAUGGACAGACAGAUGGACAACAGCCGGAGGCUUGGCCUGGCCACGGGGCUCUCUGCAGGACAGUGCCAACUGCUCAUGUCGCUGUUGCUGCUACUGACCCGUGUCCAGCCUGGGACGGGCGUGGAGCGCAUCCACUACCUGCCCCAGCUCUCAAAGGACACCCUGGCGGGGAGGCUCACCCAGUCCACCUUCACACUGGAGCAGCCUCUGGGCCAGUUCGACGGCCACAACAUCUCGGACGUGGAUACCAUCUGGCUGGUGGUGGCCCUCAGCAACGCCACCCAGAGCUUCACCGCCCCACAGACAAACCAGGACAUCCCUGCUCCUGCCAGCUUCUCCCAGACGGGCUACUAUCUCACGAUGAGGGCCAGCCGGGCACUGUACCAGCGCGGCCAGGCCAGCAGCCAGCUCCGUGUCCUCCGUGUCGGCAAUGAUACCCACUGCCAGCCGACAAAACCAGGCUGCAACCAUCCGCUGCCCGGCCCGGGCCCCUACAGGGUGAAGUUCCUGGUGAUGAAUGACAAAGGACCCGUGGCGGAGACCGAGUGGUCCAACGACACCCGCCUGCAGCAAGCCCAGGAACUCCGCGCUGUCGGCGGCCCCCAGAGCCCGGGCACGGUGGUCAUCAUCGCCAUCCUGUCUGUCCUCCUGGCACUCCUCCUCACGGCCCUCCUGGCCGUGCUCAUCUACACCUGCUUCAACAGCUGCAGGAGCACGUCCCUCUCAGGCCCAGAGAAGACAGAGAGUGUGAGAACAUACACCACACACCUCACGUUCAGCGCUCCGGCCGAGGGGUCUUCCUGAGGGGUUCCAGGGCAGCCCAUGUGCCCCUCCGCCUCCUCCCUGGCCCAGGCUGCAGAGCCUGGGCUGGGACAGGCCCUGAAGCUUCUGGAACCUGAGAGAGAUUAAUUCUAGAUGAGGGUCAGGGAUGGUUAUCCUAAGCCCAAAGCUUGCCCCAGUCUCUAUCAGAAAUAAAUGUCCCC